UUUGUAAGGUUUAAGUUAUCUUGCUGUUGGUUAGAUUCUGGGCGUAUCAACUUUAUGUGUAUAAAAAAACUUUGCAAAUGCAGGGGAAGGCAUUUUGAUCGUGACACUCAAGAAUAUAUUCCAUCCAAUUUUAUAAUUGUAACGUAGUCUUCCUUGCUGAAAUCAUGUGCAGAAUUCUUUUGUUAGUGCAGAGUGCUUGCUUGUAGCACAAUCUUAGAGAGAAGACACUGGAAGUUGCAGGUUGACAUCACUGUCCUUGGCAAAUUGACAAUUGGGAUGGAGAAAUGCACAAGAGGCGAGCAUAGUUGAGCUCCGUUAAAACUUGGAACUUUGCUCGAAACUCCCAGCCGAAAAUUGUACAAGGAGUGACAGCAUAUAGAAUCAACCUCUCGGCAAGCAAAGUCAGCAGCGGAAUAACAAACAAAAAGCGGUCCGAAUCUUAAAUCGCAGGAAAGAUAAAGGUGAAGAUCUUGUGCUUAUUUGGAGCAACGACGGUCAUCGAUUGCCGGUGCAACUCAUCUGAACAUAGAAUCAUGGGUUGAUUUUGAGCGGUUGAUUGUUGGCAUUGGCUACGGGUAUUGAUUGCUGCGGAAAAGGCGAAAUGGGACAUGUGUGAGGCAUAAGACAAUGUUAAAACAAUCUUUCUUUCAGUGAGGGGAGGGGGGGCGCUGCACUUUCACCCUUUCCGUAUCUCACAGUUACAUGACAGGAGUGGUAAUAUUGAUACCAACCUUAAAAUUAUUAGGAGGAGCAACCGAAAAUGGCGAGCCAGCAGCCCCGUCCAGCAUGGAUUCGAUGGCCCUCUCUUGCUGGGCGUGCUCCAGCGCCGGCACCACCAACUGCCCCAGCCCCUGCCCGUCCGGCCCUUCCUGCUGCUGCUCGUCCGCGAGCCCCAGUCCCAACUGCUGCCCGGCCUUCAUUUCCUACUAGGCCUUCCAUUCCACCAACACAAGCUCAGGAACCGGCCCCUCCACGACCCCAAACAGCUGUUGAACCUCGUCCUGCUGCAGCACCGCCAGCGUCUCCUCAGGCUCCAUCAGUAAGGCCGGCGCCAUCUCCCCGAGCAUCACCUCUAGCUGCUUCCCAACCAUCACCGCAAAGGGCAGUGGCAGCAUCUGCAGCAGCCCCUGCCCCUGCCACAGCUGCUGCUCAGCCGUCUCCACCUGCAUCACGGCCCCCAACCCCAACCCCAACCCCAGCACCAGCUUCAGCUCCUGCACCCAAAUCUCCAACUGAAAGGUAUUCAAGACUACCGUCAAAUUCUGCAGAGGCUCGUCCUGCACCAUCCUCCCCUGAAACAAAACCAGAAGCUACAAUGCCAACUUCACCAGUCUCAAAAGCCACUGAAACAAUCAACAAGGCUGCUGAUGCAACCGUGCCGUCGCCAAAAGUAGUCAAGCCCUUGGAGCGAACCCCUGCGCAAUCUCCUAAGUUCAGGACUGCACCUCCUUCUCCGCCUGAUUUCACACUACCUCCCGCCCAAGUCACUGCAGAUCGGGAGGGGGAACCUGAAGCCAAGAUCGACCAAAAGGGCGUGCUGUUUCAACAAAGCAUUGACAAGCCAAUGAAUAGGCACAGAGCCCACAACAAUGGUGCCCCUUCUUCAAAUGGAAAGCGGGAACCAGCCUUGAAAGAUAAGGGCCCAGGCAAGACUGAAGAGGUGGCGACAGGGAUGAGAAUGAUCACGCUUGCUGGUGAUAAUAAAGGAGCUAUAAUGGAAAUGAACCUUGCCCCCGCCCCAAAGAAAAACUACUUUGCAGGCCUUCAGAAGCGUCAAGGAGGAAACAGGCUGGGAACUUCUUCUAAUGAGAAUGAGAAUGAGAAUGAGAAUGAUGAAGAGAAAUCUGGAGAGGAGAAAAAGAUUAGCAACAACAGGUCGAUGUUAAUGCAGCAGCAGAGUCCUCCGAUGAAGGCAAGCUUGAACAGCAACGUGCAGGGGCUCAACAACUCCAUUCUCUUCAACUGUACUUUCCGAAACAACGACCCCGGCAUCCACCUCUCCCUCACUAGAAAGCCCAAUGCCAAUGCCAAUGCCAAUGCCAAUGCCCGCAGAGGAUAAUUAUUAAUAAAGAUCGAUCGGCUGUUUGUUUUUACGUACGUGUAUGUGUUUUGUUUUCUUUUGUUUUUCUUUUUGUUGCUUUGCUGGUUGUAUCAUGGUUGCAAGCAGCAGCAGCAUGAAUCUACAUCUACUACACAUCUAUCUAAUGGAAUAAUAAUAAUAACAAUAAACAAAAUAUUUAUUUGAUGGAA
Andrographis paniculata is the source of this 2250-nucleotide messenger RNA. Its product is annotated as vegetative cell wall protein gp1. NCBI's taxonomy places the organism in Eukaryota, Viridiplantae, Streptophyta, Magnoliopsida, Lamiales, Acanthaceae. The record is from RefSeq and is a predicted model, not a curated record. Bases 761 to 2059 code for a protein of 432 amino acids. The transcript is spliced from 3 exons.